Messenger RNA from Lutzomyia longipalpis, 2622 nucleotides. Its product is annotated as facilitated trehalose transporter Tret1. Gene Ontology annotation, cellular component: membrane. Lineage: Eukaryota; Metazoa; Arthropoda; Insecta; Diptera; Psychodidae. Gene Ontology annotation, molecular function: sugar transmembrane transporter activity. The transcript is spliced from 6 exons. The record is from RefSeq and is a predicted model, not a curated record. Gene Ontology annotation, biological process: transmembrane transport; carbohydrate transport. The coding region runs from base 237 to 1658 and encodes 473 amino acids.
CAUCAGUUCUUAUUUGACUCUCCACCGAGGAAGGAGUCUCACGCACAGCAACUUCUCACAACAUUUGAGAGUUUCUCAAAGAGGAGACACCUCUUCAGAAGAAAUUGCAUUUAAUCCCUUUUUAACUGUUUUUAUCAAUUUUAAUCCCGAAAAAGUGUUCAGAAGAAAAUUUUGUGCUAAAGUUUUUCAUUUGUGACGUAUUUGUCUAGUUUCCUGCUUCAAAAAAAAAAUCGAAUAUGAGCCAAAAGGAGGAUGACCCGAAUAGUGCCAAUCCGAUGCUUUAUGAUCCCAUUCAAGAUGGAAUUGGAACAACACGUAAACUUAUGCAAUUUAUUGCGGCCACAAUAGUCGCCUUGGGUGCCGUGAGUGCUGGAACAGUGCUGGCGUGGACAUCUCCGGUUGUGAAUCAACUCCGGGGUAAUGAUUCAUUCAACAUGACAGAUGAUCAAGAAUCAUGGGUGGGCUCCCUUCUGGCAAUUGGCGCCUUCUUUGGAGCCAUCCCUGCUGGGAUUCUGGCUGACAUGAUUGGAAGGAAGUACAUUAACAUGGCUCUGGCUCUUCCGUUCCUUAUCAGUUGGGGCUUCAUCAUAUUCGCCACCAACAUUGGAAUGAUUUAUGCUGGACGAAUCUUUGCUGGAAUUGCUACUGGUGCUGUUUGUGUGGUAGCCCCCAUGUUUAUCUCAGAAAUCGGGGAGACGUCAAUUCGUGGAGCUCUUGGGUCAUUUUUCCAGCUCUUCCUCACCAUGGGAAUCCUUCUUGUUUACGCUGCUGGAUCUGUCGUUGAUUGGCGCACAUUGAGUGGGAUCUGUGCUAUUGCGCCGGCUAUGCUGGCUGUCGGGAUGAUCUUCUUGCCUGAGAGUCCUGUGCAUUUGGUGAAGAAGGAGCGACGUAAUGAUGCAAUUCAGGCCAUUAAAUGGCUCUGGGGGAAGCAAUGCAACUCACGGGCGGCCAUUCAGGUGAUCCAGAACGAUGUGGAUGCUGCAGCGGGGAAGGCUUCAAUGAGAGAUCUAUGGACUAUUCCUGCCAAUCGGGCUGGGCUCAUCAUCUGCCUAUGCUUGAUGCUCUUCCAACAAAUUUCCGGCAUCAAUGCGGUGAUCUUCUAUACUCAACCGAUUUUCCAGAGUGCUGGCAGUUCCUUGGAUGCUUCUCUGUGCACAAUCAUUGUUGGAGUCGUUCAGGUGUUCAUGACAUUCGGAUCAACGUUGCUAAUUGACAAAGCUGGAAGGAGGAUCCUUCUGAUGCAGAGUAGCAUUGUUAUGGGAGCUUGUUUGACUAUGCUUGGUAUUUACUUCCAUCUCAAGGAUGGUGGAACUGAUGUUACAGCCAUUGGGUGGCUACCACUUGUCUCGCUGGUUCUCUUCAUUGUCAGCUUCUCUCUUGGUUUCGGCCCAAUUCCAUGGAUGAUGAUGGGUGAGCUCUUUGGUCCGGAUGUAAAAGGAAUGGCAUCCUCAAUUGCAGUCAUGCUGAAUUGGACUCUCGUCUUCAUUGUGACCAAGAGCUUCGGCAUGAUGAACGUGACCUUUGGUAGUGAUGUAACCUUCUGGAUUUUCGCCGUCUGCAUGGCCAUUGCAACCACCUUUACGGCACUCAAAGUUCCCGAAACAAAGGGCAAGAGUGGUGCGGAAAUUCAAAUGAUUCUGGCUGGAAAGCAAAAUUAAUCGUAUCCUUAUAGUGUUUAAAAAUUUCCAUAUCUGUUAGCAAUACUUCAUCUUAAUGCCUGACGCUAGAUUUAUGUUGCAUUUAUCUUCUAAAAAAAAACAUAUUUUAUCCUCAACCAUUAUGUGUGAAUGAUCAUUUUACAAUUUACGGACAAGAUUAUGUGAGAAGGCAGCUCUCUGAUUUUUUAUAAUUCAGAAAAUCUUUUAAUCUAAGUUUUGAGAGGAUUUUAUUAUCUAUUAAAGACAUUACGAAUUUAGCAAGCAAAAAUAAAAUGAAUGGAAAGGUGCUAAAAGUGAGAAAAAUAUGUGUCAUUCGUGAGGAAGGCAGGAGGAGACAAUAAAAGAAAAAUUUUAGGAUGAAAAAAUUUGUUAAAGAAAAAGCGAAAUACUUUUUGCAGAAGAAAAACACAUAUCUGUAUUUUUGUCUUCCUCAUAUCACAGAAAAAACUAAGAUUCAUUUUUUAUUUAAUUUUACUUCUAUUUUAAAAUAGAUUUUUUCUUGUAACUUUUAAAAUCCUUUUUAAAACUUGUGAAAGAAAAACUAUUCUAAAGAAAUCCAUAAAAGAGUCACAGACUGCAUUUUAAGUGGUAUAAAUCAUUGUAUUUUUUAAGAAAAAAAAACUGUUGAGUGAGAUAUAGGUCGGAAGAUUGCGCAAGAUUUUUAAAAGAAAUUGAAGGAAAACAAAUUCUUUUCUUUUUAUCCAAAAUAUUUUAAUUUUAUUCCUUAAUAUUUUAGCUUAAAUGUUAUGAGACAAUUUGUAUCAAUGUCUUUGGCAUCAAAUUUUUAUUUUAUCUUUUUUAGAAGAAAGUAAUAUUCUGAUUAGGAGAAAAACUAAAACUCUUGAGUUCUGUACAAAAUGUUGUUAUACGAUUAGUCAGUUAAUUAAUGUAGUUGUAAACAGAAUAAAAUUAUAUGUAAAAAUAGAUGAUAAAUAUAGAAUAAAUAUAUAUUUCAUGAUAAAAA